AUGACGGCCGUUUAUAUCUCACCGAAUAUCAGCGAUAGAGAAUACCAAAAGGCCAUAGAUAAAACUUUUGAAACGGCUACCAAUAACAAUGGAGGACGACUAUCCAUAAUGGCCGGAGAUAUAAACGCGAAAUCCGCAAUAUGGGGAUCUCCUAUAUCUGAUACAAAAGGACAAAUGGUAGAGGAGUGGUUGGCCCAAACAGGAUGGGUAGCAAUCAAUAACGGCCAUCACACCUUUGAAAGAGGUAACUCUAAAACACAUAUAGAUGUUACUCUCUGUCAUACCAGUCAUUAUAAUAAGAUCACCAACUGGUGUAUAGAAUAUAUCAAUCCCUACACACACCAUGGACAUAUUCGAUAUCAGAUAAAAACGAAAGGAGCAAUAAAAAAGAUGAGCCCUAACAACAGGAAAAGGACAUACUUGAACACCGAAAAGUACGUAGAAAUACUAAAAAAAAGUAAUGGAACAUACGAGGAAAUACUGAAGGCAUAUAAAGAUGCCUCCAAUAAUAACGACGCUAACACCUCGAUGCAACCAUUCUGGUGGAAUCCUGAAAUCGAGAAUGCCAGAAAAGAAUAUAAUAAACAUAGACGUAAAUACACCCGAGAAAAACUCCCACAUUUAAAACAAAAGUGGGAAGACGGUAUGAAGUUACAAGGCAAAGUACUAAAAAGUCUAAUUAUGCAAGCCAAAAAGAGAUGUUGGGACGACCUCAUGAAAGACAUUGAAAACGACAUAUGGGGACAGGGUUACAGGAUAGUGACGGGCAAGUUGGCUAAUAGAACACAAGGCCAACUCAGCGCGGAAAGGAGAAAAAAUAUUCUCCGCACCCUCUUCCCGACAACAAGAGGGAAAAUGACGACGACGACGAACGAAAUAGUUUCACCAGUGACGAGUUCGAUAUAG
Molecule: messenger RNA, 906 nt
Organism: Diorhabda sublineata
Lineage: Eukaryota; Metazoa; Arthropoda; Insecta; Coleoptera; Chrysomelidae
Exons: 1
Coding region: 1-906 (301 amino acids)
Molecular function (GO): catalytic activity
Source: RefSeq, a predicted model, not a curated record